GGUGCAUCAGUUUCGAUUUGAACUAGUUGAAAGCGUAGUCAGACCGAGAGAUAUUGUUUCUAUAGCGAAUCAUGUCGUACCCUGUAACCAACACAGAGGAGCUAACCUUUAAACAGAUGCAGACGCUGGUCGGGAUCCGCUCCGCUCGCGGAAUCCAUAUGUUGUUAACGAACCCCUUCAUAUCUACGAAAGUGAAGUCUGGCGGAGACAUAUCUGCGAAAGUGAAGCCUGGCGGAGAGCUCUUUUUGUACGAACUACCCCGGGGCGUCAUGAACGGGACAGUCAUAACCGCCGUCUUGUGCUCUCCUCAGCUAGUAGUUAUGUCCAAGUACCGCCUUCGCUGUGACCGCAACACAACCGGAGAUGGAAUUGGACAUUAUCUCGAAUUUUAUAUACAUAAAGAUGCGCUCGGAUCCUUCCAGCGUGAUGGGACAGACCACGCAGCUACGAUGAAGUGGAAAACUAGCAACAAGAAAACCCCCCGCGUGAUGCAGGUGCAUGUGGAGGACGAUGGAACCAAUAAGGCAUACUGCGAUGGAGACUUCAUAAAAGACUUAGCGUUGAAGAACUUCGGCAGUAACUUCAUCUAUCACACAAUUGACCACAACUUCGAUCCUAUGAUGGUCAUGGAGUUCCACAUCACUUACAAAAGCGACAGCAACAUGGUCUUCAACACGAGCGAGGACUUCAAGAUGCCUGAAUUGCCGCUAUCUUCUGGAGCAUACCUCGUCUGGGAGGGCAAUGCCACGGGAACAUUCACGGUCACGUACAAGAGCACCCAGAUCUACAGAGCCACGAAGAGCGCACCGGGCCUGAGACUAGUGAUGGAGAUGUUCAUCACUACCAUCCUCAUAGGACUGGAGGGCGAGGAGCCUACGUGCGUAGCCAACCCCAAGAUUACGGGGGCGGCGACUAACUACAAGCACCCGCUCGUCCUGUCAAAAGGAUUCCAACUGACCAACUUCAUCAUGCAAACCGGCAGCCGUUCAGGAAAGGAAUAAACGAGGACACACGAGGGCUGAAGCACAGCCGGCGACCGUGACCUGCAGUCCUCGUAUAUUCUGUAACGUCCGGACAUGUGCCACAACACCCAAGAGUUCAUUUACAUUUUUUUCCCUGUCAGUUUCUUUAUCUCUCUCCGUUUUAUUAACAGCCCCUUGUCUGCACGCUUGUCGCAAGGGUGACAGGGAAGAGGAGAGAAACGGGGAAUGCUGAUAAAGAAAUAUAAUAAACCUGGCGACCUCUUGGUACGUCUCACACGUGUAUGUGCGGUUUUGUGUGUUCAUUAAAAUAAAACGACUUCGUAAAAGCAGC
This is a messenger RNA of Ornithodoros turicata, 1314 nucleotides long. RefSeq lists its product as uncharacterized. The transcript has 7 exons. Bases 72 to 1001 code for a protein of 309 amino acids. The record is from RefSeq and is a predicted model, not a curated record. NCBI's taxonomy places the organism in Eukaryota, Metazoa, Arthropoda, Arachnida, Ixodida, Argasidae.